Messenger RNA from Adineta ricciae, 1863 nucleotides. The record is from the annotation of a GenBank genome assembly. NCBI's taxonomy places the organism in Eukaryota, Metazoa, Rotifera, Eurotatoria, Adinetida, Adinetidae.
AUGCUCAUCAAAGAUUUGUUUGUUUGGUUUCGUGAACAAAUCUUCACUUACAAUUUAUUUAUUCCAAUUGAAAUCGAUUCGGAAAAUGAAAACCAGCAAAUACAACAAACAAAUUCCAAUAUCAAAUAUCAAAGAUACGCAACUCGUCUCUACGUUCCUCUAUUCAUUCUUAUAUUUUACAUAAUUUCGUUAAUAAUGUUUGUAAGUCCACAAAGUCGACUGAUCACGAUAUCUGGAAUAACUCCAUCGAAAUUCAAUGAACUUCGUCAAAAUCACGGCGAAAGUCUUUCGUGUCCGUGUUCGAAUACGACAAUUGUUUACAAAGAAUUUCUUUCGAAUUCGAUUUCAUUUCAUCCUGUUUGUACGAGUAUUUUUGUGACGGAACAAUGGAUUGAAGGAGUUUAUUUCGAAAAUGCCAGUGCGUAUUUAAUGAUGGAUUUCCGAUCAACGGCAAGUUCUCAAUUCGCAUUACUCUCAACACUUUGCAAAUAUUGUCAAAAGACAAUCAAUGAAGUCGAAAUCAAUUUGGAAAACGAGAUUUUCCUAACUAAUGAACUUUAUUCCGAAGAAGAAGUUCAAUCUCAAAUCUUAAAAGAUGUCGAAUUAGUUCGUUUAAGUACUCCAAUUCGAUCGAUUCUAUCUCUUUUAUUUCUUCAAACGAUUACUCAAUCAAAUUCAUUUAUUUCCGCAUUAAACACCAAUGCCGUCAUUUAUGUUCAUUAUCUACAAAAUCGAUCUAAAGUAUCAGCAGGUUUCACCACCUAUCAAAAUCCCAAAUCUCCUGAAUUGUCUUAUUUGAUUUCCACAUGUCAAUCAAUAAAUGUAACAGUUCCAUCGGGGAUUUAUAAUGUGUCCUAUGAACAAACAGCUGAUUAUCGUGUCUUUUGGCCUUCAUUUCAACCAUUUUUCAAUCCAAAACCGAUUGUUUUAAUCAAUGGAUUUUUCUCUGGUUGUACUCCACUUGAUGCUCUUUUGAUCAGUUCAUUAGAUUGUCUAUUUAAUCAAACUUGUUUAGAUUAUCUUCCGAUUUAUUUUCGAAAACUUAAUCAGAUUAAUUCAAGUCUGAUCAAUGUUCUUUCUCAUUCGAAACAAGAGAAGAUUUCGUUAAAAGAAAAUUUGAAUAAUUUGUUAAUUGAAGAAUGGAUAACGAAUAUCAAUUAUUCAACUUAUUUUGAAAAAUGUUCGCCUUUGAAAUGCUUUUAUACAGAAACCAAUCGAAUGAAUUAUUCAUAUGCAAUUACAUUCUUAUUCAGUCUUUACGGUGGUCUUGUUAUCAUUCUAAGACUCAUUUCCAUGGUUUUGAUUAAAAUCUUCUUUCAAUUCAAAAUUUAUCAAGUGAAUAUUCAAAUCAAUAGAAAUAUUAUCAUGAGAAAUAUUCAUAAAAUCAUACGAUGGAUGAAACAGUUGAAUAUAUUUCGUUCAGUUCAACAGAAAACAGCAAAUGAUAUAAAAGAACAACGUUUAGCAACAAAGAUUUAUUUACUUUUACUUUCAGGAUCAUUUCUGAUCUUAUUGUUAUUUACUUCAUUGAAUUCUCAAAUGUUAACAAUAUACAAAAUGAAUCCAACAUUAAAUGAAUAUAAAACCUUCGAAAAUUUCAAUUUCAAUUCACUUCAAUGUCCAUGUACAAACACGACCAUUUCCUAUUCAAUAUUCAAUUCAUUUAAUCCUGUUUUACAUGAUGUUUGUUCAAGUAGUUUCGUUGGUUCAGAUUGGAUUUCAAUGAUGAUAUUCUUAGAAACACUUCCGGAAGGAAUUCAAUGGUAUGGAAUCAACGCUCAACAAAUUCGUCUAUUAGCAAAUUUAUGUGAAAAAGCAAAUAAAACUAUUGCAGAUGCAACAAAUCGUUUUAAUCNCAAGUAG